UUCUGGUUUGAGUUGGCGCAUAGCGAACACAUUAGAGGGUCGAAGGUCUAUAACACCGCUUACAAACUUAUCAUGGCCCCCAGCACGCAACAAGAUGAUGUGGUUUCUGGCGUACGUAAAGGAAUCAGAGCCAUUCUACUUGGCCCGCCAGGAGCUGGAAAAGGAACUCAAGCUCCCAGACUGGCAGAGAAGUAUUGUGUGUGUCACCUGGCCACUGGGGACAUGCUGAGAGCAAUGGUGGCAUCUGGCUCAGAACUUGGCCAAAGAUUAAAACAGACCAUGGAUUCUGGCAAACUGGUGAGCGAUGAGAUGGUUGUUGAGCUUAUAGAGAAGAACCUGGACACUACUCCUUGUAAGAACGGAUUUCUUUUGGAUGGGUUUCCUCGCACAGUCAAGCAAGCAGAAAUGUUGGAUGAUCUACUUGAGAAACGCUCAGAGAAACUGGACUCCGUCAUUGAGUUCUCUGUGGAUGACUCUCUUUUGGUACGCAGGAUCUGUGGGAGACUAAUUCAUCAGCCCAGUGGCCGUUCCUACCAUGAGGAGUUUAACCCUCCCAAAGAACCUAUGAAGGAUGAUGUGACUGGUGAACCUCUGUCCCGUCGUAGCGAUGACAACGAGAAGACUUUGUGGGCCCGCCUGGAGGCCUACCACAGACAGACAGCACCAUUGGUGCAGUACUACAGCUCACGUGGCCUGCACCGUGCCAUAGAUGCUGCACAAACCCCUGAUGUCGUCUUUGCCUCCAUCCUUGCAGCCUUCUCAGCUGCCACCUGUAAAGACCUUGUGUUAUUUAUCUAAAUCCUUUCUUCAACUUACUUUUUCCCCUCUCUUUGUCAUCCUUGCCUAUCCUAUUAUUUCUCAGUAGGUGUCUUGAGUUCUAGUUUUAAGACUUGUGUUUACCAGCAAGUUAAACUAGAACACUGCCUUCUCUGUAACCUAGCUAAUAGUUUGCUUUUCUGACCUAUUCCUUCAUACUGCAUGCCAAAAAAAUGACUGAAUUUUUGAUUUAUUUUGCUAAUCUGUAGAAAUUAAAUAUCUUCUCUGCA
Electrophorus electricus (electric eel) is the source of this 1046-nucleotide messenger RNA. RefSeq names its product adenylate kinase 2 (gene ak2). NCBI's taxonomy places the organism in Eukaryota, Metazoa, Chordata, Actinopteri, Gymnotiformes, Gymnotidae. The record is from RefSeq and is a predicted model, not a curated record. Gene Ontology annotation, biological process: ADP biosynthetic process. Gene Ontology annotation, molecular function: ATP binding; AMP kinase activity.